Messenger RNA from Triplophysa rosa, 3575 nucleotides. RefSeq names its product 5-hydroxytryptamine (serotonin) receptor 2A, genome duplicate a (gene htr2aa). Gene Ontology annotation, biological process: chemical synaptic transmission; G protein-coupled receptor signaling pathway, coupled to cyclic nucleotide second messenger. The transcript is spliced from 3 exons. The coding region runs from base 344 to 1822 and encodes 492 amino acids. Gene Ontology annotation, cellular component: plasma membrane; dendrite. Lineage: Eukaryota; Metazoa; Chordata; Actinopteri; Cypriniformes; Nemacheilidae. The record is from RefSeq and is a predicted model, not a curated record. Gene Ontology annotation, molecular function: G protein-coupled serotonin receptor activity; neurotransmitter receptor activity.
ACGACUGUCAGGUCACCCAGCUCAUAAAAUCUGUUGUGUUCUGACAGAGAACGGCAAGGAGGAGACUUCCCUUAACAGACAGAACAAACACACAUAAAUGCUGGAAUUAUGGGAACAGCACUCCAUCUCCUGUGUUCUUCAAUUUUCCUGCUUUUUCGGUGACAGAAAAAGACACUUGCUGAGUUGAAAUCUGUAGCAAGCGUGUCUUCUUUGACAUCAGUCAAAGAGGACUGAACGAAACAAACACGCUUUUAUGAAAGAUGCCAUGAAGAAAAGGGGAUCCAUCACAUCAUUUGGGAGAACUUGGGAGGUAACACUUUUUGAGCAUUUUGAGAGUCUUUGAAUGCUAAUAAGGGACAGUAUGAACUUGAAUGUCAACAUUUCAAAACUUGUGCCAAAAACUGUCUUCACCUCAAAUUUGAUGCCGUUUGAUGACUGGACACCCAGCCCAGACAUCAUGCUGGGUAAUGCGGUUCAUAACAGUUCAUAUGGUUGUAACAGAAGCUUGGCUGAAACCGAAGCAUCUCUCUUUCCUAAUCUAUCAAGCAGUGGAACUUCCAGUGAACGGACAGAACUCCUGUCGUGGCAAAGGUGCAACGGUGAGACGAGCAAACAGGAGUUAGCUCAAAAAAACUGGGCUGCACUGUUGAUCUUGGUUGUGGUCAUUGUUACGGUUACUGGAAACAUCUUAGUAAUCAUGGCUGUCAAUCUGGAACGAAAACUGCAAAAUGCCACCAAUUACUUCCUCAUGUCACUGGCAGUGGCAGAUAUGCUACUGGGACUUCUGGUCAUGCCUGUCUCCAUGGUGACUAUUGUGUAUGGUUAUUCAUGGCCCCUCCCUGCUGCAAUGUGUCCCGUGUGGAUCUAUCUGGACGUUCUCUUUUCUACCGCCUCCAUCAUGCACCUGUGUGCCAUCUCCCUGGACCGCUAUGUGGCCAUCCGCAACCCUAUCCGACACAAUCGGUCAAACUCACGCUCCCGAGCCCGGGCCAAGAUCACUGCGGUCUGGACCAUCUCUGCAGGCAUCUCUAUGCCAAUCCCAGUGCUGGGUCUGCGGGACCACUCCAAAGUUUUCAGAGAUGGCAGCUGCCUAUUGACUGACAACUCCUUUGUGCUGAUUGGCUCUUUUGUGGCCUUCUUUGUGCCAUUGACCAUCAUGGUGGUGACCUACUUCCUGACUAUCAGUGCUCUGCAGAGCGAGGCUACGGUCUGCUUGGAUCAGCUGGUGCCCCGGCCCAAAUGGAGCACUGGAUUCAGCCUAAACUUCCUUCCCGGACCUGCGUUCUCUCCGUCAGAAAAAAAACUCAUUUUCCGUCGCUCGAUAAGUCGCGAGGCGGAGUCUGGGAUGGGCACUCCUCCUUUUGGACGUCACACUGUGCAAUCGAUCAGCAAUGAGCAGAAGGCCUCCAAAGUUCUGGGUGUGGUCUUCUUUCUGUUUGUGGUCAUGUGGUGUCCGUUUUUCAUCACCAACGUCUUGGCAGUGGUCUGCGAGCCGGCGGCGUGCGAUGCUGAUGUCAUGAAUGGCCUGUUGAAUGUGUUUGUGUGGGUGGGCUACCUUUCCUCCGCUGUCAACCCUUUGGUCUAUACGCUAUUCAAUAAGACUUACCGCUCAGCCUUUGCCAGAUAUAUCCACUGCCAGUUUCAUGAGGAGAGGAAAUCGCUGCAGCUAAUUCUGGUUAAUACCAUUCCACCACUGGCCUAUCAGUCCACACACCUGCCGCUCACCGGAUCAAUAGAAAACGGAGAUUUCUCGAUUCCUCUGUCCAAUAAAAAAAACCCUCUGUCCAAAACCAGCAAAAAUGAGUGUGUUAGUUGCUUGUAAAUUCACUUGACAAAAUGGCAACAUUAACCCCAGAUUGGAAUCAAAAAUGACUUUUUCUGGGAUUUUGUUUGGCAUUCUCUCCAAAUUACUUCUACAGACAGUCUAGAUUGACAUGGCCUACGGGAUAUCAAUAUUCAAACCCCAACUACAUUGACAAACAAACAGCAUUAGAGUCCUUGAGUUUAUCUUAAGAUAUGAGACAUCAAGACUCUUAUCUGACCUGAGCCUCUCCUGACCUCAUCACCUGCUCGACUCAAAAGAUCAGCAUAGGUCACCAGCAUGCAUUGGGGUUUGGAUAAUGAUGCCCAAGAUGGGAUGUUGGCAUGUGUGUGUCCAAGCUACUUAAUUAUAAGAUCAUGCUGACCAACCAGCACCAGUUCAUGAUGGUCUAAACUGGUCUUUUCAGAAGGGUGAACCUAAAUGCAAGUUGAAUCAAUGGAAUAAAACCCAUUGGGUUAUACAAAUUGUAUAUAAAUGUUGAGUAAGAGUUGUGGUUUGAUGUCCAAACGUUUAGUUUUGUAUGUAGCACUUUAUAUUUCAAAAGGUAAAAUCUAGAUUUAUUGUACGGCAGCUCAGUGGUGUUUUGUUUACAAUGUCAGGUUUGUCUUGGCAAAUACAUUUUAAAAAAAUUGAGUAAAACUUGUGAUGUAACGUUUUGUACUGCGUCAAACGAUUAAUAUGCUGUACUUGACUUAUGUGCUGCGGGUUUAUAACAAAAACAAAGAUUUGUAAUAAAUGAAAAAAAAAUGCUCUCCUGAAACACAAUGGCAAAGUGUAGACACAGUAAAUGAUAACAUACACAAAAGGUGACAUUUGGUUUACUAAAUGUUGUUUUUAGACCCACACUUUGACUUUAUCUAUUUAAAACCAAUAUGCCAUUAUUUAUUCACCCUCAUGUCAUUCAAAACUUGUAUAUGAAUCUUUCUUCUGUAAAGAUUGAAAAACGAAGAUAUUUUGAGAAAUGUCUCAGUUAGUUUCCAUACAAUGAAAUUCAAUGGGGUCCAGUGUUGUUUGGUUACCCACAAUCUUUAAAGUAUCAUUAAUCAUCUUUAAAAUAUUAUUUUGUGUUCAUAUAGUUUUGGAAUGAGUGUGAGUAAAUGAUAAACCAUCACUUCAAGAAGCCAUAGUAUAAACUGGUGUCAAGGUUAAAAAAAUUGUUUUCUACUUGAUUCUCCCAAAAAUAAAAAUGAGCAUAAACCUCCUCAAAUGUGUAUCUGCCUUCAAAUUUGUCAUUUGGACCUCUCAAGUAUAAUUUAGAAAAUAAGACCACAUUUUAUAGUUGCAUUAAUAGUCAUAUUGUUCAGAGUAUUCAAUCUCAACCCUUACUUUUGUCAAAUAUCAGGGAGGUUUGUGGUUUGGGAAAUGUACCCCCGACAACAGAGAAACUUCCAGAACAUCCUUGAAUCUUACAAGAGAGCACCAGGUCGAGAUCUCUUCGCUGUGAAAAGCACUGAUCUGUUUUUGAGUAUCUGAAUUGAGAGUAUGUUGUUGUUAUGGUGACAGUCAUAAACUUGUUUGCAGACACAGAAUGACUCAUCUCUAUCUCUGAGUGGAUACUUAUACCAGGUAGAUAUGUUUGUAUGUACAGUGCUUAUAAACCCUCAUUCCAACAUACCAGAAAUAGAUUGUACCAGCAUGACAGCUGUAGAUAAACAUUUUACUUCCAAAACUCAGUUAUUAAUAGGGUUGUUUUGUUGGUCUACUGCUGGUCUUUGUACUUAUCAUGUUGAGUUGAAAUAUUUGAAUCCAGUGC